Messenger RNA from Acomys russatus (golden spiny mouse), 939 nucleotides. Its product is annotated as olfactory receptor 1052. Gene Ontology annotation, cellular component: membrane. The record is from RefSeq and is a predicted model, not a curated record. NCBI's taxonomy places the organism in Eukaryota, Metazoa, Chordata, Mammalia, Rodentia, Muridae. Bases 1 to 939 code for a protein of 312 amino acids. Gene Ontology annotation, biological process: sensory perception of smell; G protein-coupled receptor signaling pathway. The transcript has a single exon. Gene Ontology annotation, molecular function: olfactory receptor activity; odorant binding; G protein-coupled receptor activity.
AUGGCUUCUGAGAACUGUACAGUUGUUACUGAGUUUAUCCUUUUGGGCUUGACUGAUCGUGCUGAGCUGAAGAUGGUACUCUUUGUUUUAUUCCUGGUGGUUUAUACUGCUACCUUGGUAGGGAAUCUGGGCAUGAUUCUCUUAAUCAAGAUCUCUCCUAAACUUCACACUCCCAUGUACUUUUUCCUCAGUUGUCUUUCAUUUGUAGAUGCCUGCUAUUCAUCGGUCAUUGCACCAAAAAUAUUGACUAGUUUCUUGGUAGUGACAGAAACAAUCUCCUUCUCUGCCUGCAUUGUGCAACAUUUGUUUUUUGGGCUGCUUGUUACCACAGAAGGCUUCCUGCUGUCAGUGAUGGCUUAUGACCGUUAUGUGGCCAUUGCCAACCCGUUGCUGUAUAUUGUGGCCAUGUCUAAGGGAAAGUGUAUCAUGCUGGUCACUGGCUCAGUCAUAGGUGGAACUGUUAACUCGCUGACACACACCAUUAGUUUGGGUAGGCUGUCAUUUUGUGGACCCAAUGUCGUGGGUCAUUUCUUCUGUGACAUACCAUCUCUGCUGCUACUCUCGUGUUCGGAUACCUCCAUGAAUGAGUUUUUGCUCUUGAUAUUCUCUGGAGUAAUUGCUAUUGGCACUCUCUUGAUUGUGGUCAUAUCUUACUCAUUCAUUGCUGUGGCCAUUUUGAGAAUUCACUCAGCUUCUGGACGACAGAAAGCCUUCUCCACCUGUGCUUCUCACCUGACUGCGGUGACUAUCUUCUAUGGCACCUUAAGCUUUAAUUACAUUCAGCCAAGUACCCAGUAUUCCGUAGAACAGGAAAAAGUUGUAUCUGUGUUCUAUACACUGGUGAUUCCCAUGUUAAACCCGAUGAUAUACAGUCUCAGGAACAAAGAGGUAAAAGACGCUGUAAAAAAAGCCAUAGAAAUUAAGUUAUUCUCAUGCUAA